AUGACUAAAAUAGAAUCUUUUAAUAAAGAAUAUGUUUCCCCUUGGUGUAGACACAAAAAUCAUCUAUUUAAUGUGCAAGAUAGAGAAGUUAGAGAUAUUUUUAAAAAAGGACGGAAACAUGGCACUUCGAGUAAAAAAGAAACCCAAAGGCAGAGUUAUAAUGAAAAACAUACUGGUUUUGAUUAUGACCCCUCAAGAUUUGCCGAUAAAAAAUAUGUUAAUAAUUAUUUAAAAAAAGGCGAUUUUAAUAAGAAGUUAAAUGUAGAACUUUUCGAUCCUUACAAAUUGCAAACCCAGCAUCCAGCAGCCACGUUGCAUCGAAUCAUAUCUAAAGAAAAUCAAAUCGAAAAAGAAGAAGAAACGACGUCCGAAUAUUUUGAUGUAAAAGAGACUGAAAAACAUUUCGCUGUCUAUGAGAUUGGGAGUCCUGAUUUGUGGUACACAGUUCAUGUGCAACUGUAUGAAAAAUUGAGUACACCGGAAGGAAAAACUAUAUGGAAUGAUAUCACAAGAAACGAAGUAGCUAGCGUCAGUACUCUACAUCCGGAAUGGAAUAAUGAAGAUAUGAGUAUACGAUAUCGACUUGCAAAAUGGGUGUCACGGGAUGAGUUCUAUUUACCUAAAGCUGGACUAUAUUUACUUGUACCUAUACGUGACACAAACGUAAACGAUCAGACAAACUACGCGGAGUCAAUAAUUGACAAAUUUGGAGAAUACCUGGUUGUAUCCAGUGAAGAUGUUAUCACUGUAAAUGACCCAAAAAAGGACGAAGUAGGUAUUUCGUCUCCCGCAACAAAUAUAUCGCAAAGAAAGGCACCUCGUCGUGUGCUUGUUCGUGGAUCAAGAGCGUUUAUGGGAGGAGUUGCCGAAAAUUUAAUAUUUGCGAGCAGAGGCUCCGAUCAGUACAUGAUGAUACCGCAUCGACGUCCGCAUCAUUCGCAAAUUGAUGUCGAGGCUCGGGCAGACGAGAACCAGCUUGUGCGUAUUGGGGUGACAGCACGAGAUUGUGGCCCAGGCCUGCUGGAUCAAAUCAAUAAAGACAGCACUCAAGAAUUUAUGAUUGGUCCUGUUUUGUUGCCUCCAAAACACACUCACCGAUUCCAACUUGAGUUACCUUUCGAAAUUCUUGGCGACGUUACACAUUGCUCUGUAUCGUUAUUAAACGACGAUGACGAGUCCGUGGCGGUAAGAGGUGUUGCAAUUAAGAAAGAUGACCGAUGUUUCUGCGUUUGGCACUGCGAUUGUGUUUGCUUAAGUGAUGAUCCCAAAUUAAUUUGUCGUGAAAUGACCGAGUCCCGACAGAUAGCCGCUGGACUAUCGCUACUGGAACGGCCACGACACGUCCGCUCCGUCUGCUACCCGGAUGACGUCACAUUGAAUACUGUUGUCAUUGUCAUAGGCGUCCUUGCCGCUUUGUUGACUCUUGGUUUAAUUAAAGCUGUUCUCGGCCUGGGUCUAAGAUGUAUUGCUUCAUGGGGCUUGGAGCGAAUUUUGAAAAUGCCCCGAAAGCUCGAGCACUAUUACGAAAGCUCCCUACGAUAUCGUCCUGUUAUUUAUGACAAUGAAGGUUGGCCUGUCCAUCCUGAUACGAUGAAACGAAGCAUUCGAUAUAUCAGCAAAUACAUGGAGUUUGUCUUGAAUCUAAUAUUUUUCAUCACUAUACCUUGCGUGAUUGUUUGUGACGCUUUAAGAUUCCUUAUUUCAAAAUGUCGAAAUUCCAAUGAGACCGUCCAACCAAAAUCAAAACCGACUGAUAUUGACAAAAAUGAGUACAGUUCGCAAGAGUUACAGGUUUCAAAUCAACAUUCGAAGAGAAGAUGUCAAACAUUGCGCAAGUGGAUGAAGUCGCAGGCUGACGAGUUGUCAUCCGAUAUUUGGCAGAAAGGUCUCAGCAUACAAGAAGCGACCGAAUUUAAUUACGUAAGCGUUUUAAAAUCCUUCAUGCGGCCUCUCCUACGUGAAGAAUGCUUACGAAAAUCAGAAGAUUUGUUAUCAUCCUAUGCCGACUCAGAACAAGAUGAUACAGAAUACGUGCUCAUGCAGAUGCAAAAGAGUAGAGAAUCACUUGCAAAAAGUCAAAGAAAAUUCACUGACGCAUCUUCUAAGAGUCACUGGAACGACGAUAAUAUAAUACCGAGUACUAGUAAGCGUUGA
Molecule: messenger RNA, 2154 nt
Organism: Parnassius apollo (apollo)
Lineage: Eukaryota; Metazoa; Arthropoda; Insecta; Lepidoptera; Papilionidae
Source: the annotation of a GenBank genome assembly